GCCGGCCUCCGCGCGAUAUCCGCUCUGCCAGGCGUCCGGUUUUGCAACAUCUCCGGUCGAGUCGCUGUCGCAAGUGACUCUAUAUGCGGGCGCGUGCUACGCGGUGGUAGAUGCUACUCCAAGUAUUAGUUAGUUUCAGAUGUGUGGGGAGCACUGACGUUGUUCUACGCUGAGGAUUCUCCGUUUCCAGUUGAAGACGCCAGUCAUUAUUCUGGAUCCCCUGUCGCGCUACAUGAUUCUUCGUCUGUUUGGUUUUUGGUUUUGUUGCCAUGCGGUGAGAUCGGAGUCAGUAGUUCCUUGUGGAGAAUAACGUGCUAUUUGUCUAUAUUGUUGCGAUAAGUGUGUGGUCCGUGGCAGCUCAAAUAUCGGAACUGUUACAACCAUCCAAUUGUCCUUACUGGAUCAUCAAAUUCCAAUUCUUCCCAAUCAGGGUGCCAGCAAACUGCGGAGUGAGCAAUUGGUGGAUGCACCAUUGCCGUCAGAGCAAAAUCAACUCGGAAUAAAGGCCCAGACAGCAACGCUAAUUGUCCACAUCGGAAGCAACUGCUCUUGUUUGGCUGUGCUUGUAGCAUUCUCAGCCACCUGCUGGUUUUGUUCCUAGGCAGUUGUCUCGGAGGUAGCUCGUGCUCUACCUUGCUCUACGCAAUGGCUUCACACGGGUGGUUAGCGUCCGUGGUGAUUGUAGCCCUGUUCUACCGCAACACGGAGUGCCAAACACUGGUGAUACAACCACCCGGUCAGGUCAUUCCAGAUCUGAGCACAGCAAGGGCAACAUGCGUCGGGGACCCUGCAAUCACAGCACCAGUCACCUGGAUCAUCGGCUCAGGCCUACCCAACUCUGGUCCUUCUCCGGACCAGAUUUCAUUCGAUGGCCCGUUCAACAACACGCUGAUUCUGUCCACGCUAGACUACAGUAGAACAGCGGGUAUCCCCAUUCAAUGCAGCGCGCUUGUCGGUGGAGCUGUGCAAUUCGCAAACGACUUUAUCGCCGUUGAUUUGAACGAAUGCCUGAAUCCAAACAGCUGCACCAGCCUAGGGCACCAGGAGAAUUCCACCACGUGCGUCAAUGAGAUACCAAGCUUCAUUUGCCCGUGUCGUGUUGGCUUUCGUCCUAGCCCGCUUUGCUCUAACAUUGAUGAAUGUGCGGAGGGAACACACAACUGCUCAUCGUCAGCUACCUGCCAGGAUACGCAAGGUUCCUACCAAUGCCUGUGCCCAGCCAGCUUGACGUACAACGGCACAGACUGCAUACAGACAGACCCGUGCGUACUGUCGGCACUCGACUGCACGCCUCGACAGGCCGUCUGCAUGCCCAGUGCCACAGGCACUGCCGAGUGUCGAUGCCAGACCGGGUACGAGUUCGACGCAAGCGACGUCUGCGCCGACAUAGACGAGUGUGUUGCCACGGUCGCGCACGGUUGCCCGGACGACUCCACGUGCGAGAACCUGCCUGGCUCAUUCCGCUGCGCCUGCUUGGCCGGGUUCGAGGUUCGCGACGAGGUGUGCCGCGAUAUUGACGAGUGCGCUCGCAACGGGAGCAGCCUGUGCCGGCUGCACUCGACCUGCAACAACACGGUGGGGAGUUUCGUGUGCGAGUGCGACCGCGGCUUCCAGCGCAACGGCACCGAGUGUCAGAACAUCGACGUGUGCGCACUCGGCGAGCAUGACUGCUUCCGGCACGAGGGCACGCGCUGCAUCGAUACGCUCAGCGGGUUCCUGUGUGUCUGCGAGAACGGCUACGGUCGCCAGAACGCCACGCACUGUGCCGACUUUGACGAGUGUGCCGCUGCUACUGACGGAGGCGCGAGCGUGUGCAAUCUGACGACCAGCACGUGUUACAACACCGAGGGCUCGUUCGAGUGCCCGUGCCGCGGGGGGUACAUUGCGAGUGCCACUGUAGCCGCGGAUGCGGGUUGUUUUGAUGUCGAUGAAUGUCUCACUGGCGUGGACAACUGCUCGGCGUCAGCCCGAUGCGUGAACCAGGUGGGAACGUUCGCGUGCUUCUGCAACAGCGGAUUCACAGGUGAUGGUGUUGAGUGCCAGGAUAUCAACGAAUGUGAUGCUGGCUCGCAUAACUGCACCGGCAGCAACAUGCAAUGCGAAAACAUUGUGGGCGGAUUCUCAUGCCGCUGUGCUGACGGAUAUCGCGCUGCAAAUGGCGUUUGCGAGGCGUCCUCCUGCUCGACCGACAAUGUGCUGUGUGAUCCUAUCAGCGCCUGCCAGGAUAUACCGGGUGGUUUCGUAUGUGUCUGUCCACCAGGGUUCACUGGCACUGGUCGAAUCGGAGACUGUACAGCCAUUCCCACUAGUCAGCCAACAACCGAAACUACGGAAACCAUAACCACCAGCGCAGAUUCCAUGGCAACAACCACAGCCGCCCCAACAACUACGAUGGCUGCUACCACCCCCGUUGAGACAACAACAACACCAGCUAGUACAAUCAUGGCUACCACACCAGCUCCUACGGAACCACUCACCGUUACAAGCGAGCCGCCGACCACUUCAUCACCUGCCGCGGCAACACCACAAGCCACCACCAGCAUGGCCACAGCCACCAUUGCAUCAACACAACCAGUCACAACGAUGCCGGCAGCAUCACCGACCGUGACGGGAGAGCAGACGUCAUUGCCGCCCGCACCUUUGCCAAGUUCAGCGCCAGCAACCACGCCAGUACUUGGAGAUGGAGCAACGACGGGCCCUGCCGCAGUGAUUUCAAGCGAAGAGUCAGCCAUUACGUCAUCAGCCAGUACGCCAUCGCAAGAAGCACCAGUAGCGGGCGGAAGCAGCGGCGGACUGUCCGGCGAGGAGACCGGCAUCAUCAUUGGCGUCGUGGUGGCGGCACUCCUGCUCGUCGUCCUGCUCGUCCUCGUCAUUCUGGUCCGCAAGCGACGCGAGCAGCGCAAGACGGCCAUCCAACAGGCGGACAUGACGAUGUUUAACCCGAUGUACGGUGUUACCGGGCCAACCGAAGAUGCAGAUCGCUACACAAACGUAACUGCCUUCCAAGACAAUGAAAACGGAACAGCCGCGCCUGACGCGAAGAAGGGAGACGACCUCUUCCGGCCGACCCCUCUCCCUCGGAAUGCAGCUCCGAGUAGCUCCCUGAACACAUCAGCAGUCACCACGUUCCAGAGCACAGAAGUGUUGGUGGAUAUUUGAGGUACCGCUGUCUUCGUAUUUGAAACGCUUUUUGUUUUCUCAGGUUUUUCUGUCAUGCAUGUUUGGUAUUACUGUACAAUUAGCUGCAUGCGUAAUACACUCAGACCUCACUUAUUCGGUCCUCGUUUAUCCGGAUCCCUCGCCAUCCGGUAGAAAAUUGUUGCAUGGUUACCGAUUUACAGCAUAUGCCAUGCACACAUACAGUAUGUGUGUUUGAUUAUCCGGUUCCCUCGCCUAUCCGGAUAUUUUUCUUGAAAACGGAUGUGUGCGGUUAUGCGAGGUCUGACUGUAUCAUAAUUAUUCCCUCCCCCGUAAUGCAUCACGCCCCGCAAAACAGGGGCAUAAAUAGAUUUCAUCAUGCACAUUUUCGGCUGGGAUUUCCCGGGUCCGUUCACUCAAUUAUCGAAUUUUGGUUCUUUCCAGAGUUCCGUAUUGUGACCCGCAAAGUUACUGCUCUACUCGGAGCAAAAUGUUGAGAAGCACUUGCACUGUCCACUUGUAGUUCAUUUUAUUAAUCCGCACUGGAUAUUUGUUUUCCAGUUGUUGCAUGAUGCACCGUGGUGCCACCGUGAUAAUGGCUGCAUAACACGCCAGAAUUGCAUGCAUGCAUACGUUUGAGCAAAUUUUGGAUUUUCCAUGCAUUCAAUCUGGCAUGAUAGCCUUUUGCUCUGUCUUUCAUGCCAUCAUGAUCCUACCCUUUCUCAGCCAGUUUGCCUGCCGCUGUUUGUCGAAGCUACUGAUAGUAGCCGAUCUCGCUUUCUCUGCUCUUUUUCCUCCUUCGAUUUUCUCUCUCGCACGUCUCUAGUCUCUCGCUGAUAAGCACUUGCCCCCCCCCCCCC
Sycon ciliatum is the source of this 3998-nucleotide messenger RNA. Its product is annotated as latent-transforming growth factor beta-binding protein 4-like. Gene Ontology annotation, molecular function: calcium ion binding. The record is from RefSeq and is a predicted model, not a curated record. The transcript has 8 exons. Bases 646 to 3159 code for a protein of 837 amino acids. Lineage: Eukaryota; Metazoa; Porifera; Calcarea; Leucosolenida; Sycettidae.